AUGCGUCGCAUGAGAAGGUUCAUCGCUGAGCCGAAGAACUUACCUCUCUCUUGCGAUGUCUGCACUAUGAUGGUAGAUGUGAUAAAUUUACUGAUUUCGCAGAAUAAAACCGAUGUGGAGAUCGAGAACUUCCUGACAGAAAUGUGCGACACUUUCAACAUUGAGCAACCUCAUGUUUGUAAACACAUCAUUCAGGCGUUUGCGUAUGAGAUUAUAUUCGUGUUGGAAAAAGCUCUAUUCACCCCAAACGAAUUCUGUGGAGCAUUCAUCAAAAACUGUGGCUUAUCCGAAUUUCCAUUCCAUGUCAUGUGGAACAUUUCCAUACCGGGCAACAAACCACCAGUGAAGCCAUGGCCGACAAUUCCUGACAACAAGCCUACCUACAGGGUUCUACAUCUGUCAGACAUACACAUCGACCGACAGUAUGCUGUCGGUUCUGAAGCUUACUGUCAACUGGACGAUGCAUUAGGCACAUAUGCCUUGUGUUGCAGAGAUUAUGCUGAUGACGCUUCAGCUUCCCGAACAAAGAAAAAAUUAUGUAACCUCCCCAGGCCAGAGCCUAUCUAUGUCCCUUCUGGGCCGUGGGGAAUGCCUUACUCGUGCGAUCUACCGUACCAAACAUUUGACGCCGCUCUCAGUCACAUAAGCAAAGCGCACAAAGACUUGGACUACAUAAUGAUAACUGGAGACUUUGAAGCACAUGAUUCUUGGGAUUAUACACAAGACUUGACACGAUCUAAUAUCCGCAAUUUGACGGCUCUGCUGCUGAAGUACUUUCCAAAAACUCCUGUCUACGUAUCCAUAGGAAAUCAUGAAGGAGUGCCACAAGAUGCAAUGGCACCACAUACAAUGCCGGAAUACGAUCAACGAGGACCACAAUGGUUAUACAGCCUCAUGAAAGAGAUGUGGUCCAAUUGGUUACCUCAAUCCUCUUUGGCUGAUGUCCAAUAUCGGGCCAGCUACGCCGUGUACCCCAAACCAGGCUUGAAAUUGAUCUCUAUCAACACGGUCUACUGUUCAGAAUUCAAUUUUUACCUCUAUAUUAAUCAAGUAGAUCCCGAUGCUACACUGGAGUGGCUGAUAGAUGAGCUCGUCGAUUCAGAAGCUAAGGGAGAUAAGGUGCACAUUAUCUCUCAUAUACCUCCUGGUGAUGAUUACUGUCUAAAAGGAUGGUCAUACAACUUCUUCGAGAUAGUGAAAAGGUUCGAAAAUACAAUCGCUCAGCAAUUUUAUGGACAUACUCACAAUGAUCACUUUCAGGUGAGUCCAUUGAGGGCAUGUCCUUUUUUCGAGGGG
Messenger RNA from Haemonchus placei, 1296 nucleotides. Lineage: Eukaryota; Metazoa; Nematoda; Chromadorea; Rhabditida; Trichostrongylidae. The record is from the annotation of a GenBank genome assembly.